AUUGAAAGUAAACAACUCGCCAACAACGCGUUUAACGCUCGUUCACAGUGGUCCACUUGCCAGCCACCUAGAUCUCUCCUGGAAUCACACGUCUCGAUUCUAUAUACCUAGAAUAGAAUAACCGCAGGCAUUCUUAACUAUUGACAUGUCUUUUGGACCUCCUUUGCGUCCCCGCGCGCCUGCGCGGAACAGUCCUGCGCCCGGAUCCGCACCUUCUACACCGUCUGUUAAUGGGCCAAAGAGCAACCUCUCGCGAACCCCUUCUUCAUCUUCUCCUCGCAUUGGGGCACCAUUGGGGCCUAAAAGAGGCUCGCCGCGUCCCACGACACCUAGGCCAACAUCAUCUGGUGGUUCGCCUGAACGGCCGCUGAGUAGAGGUUCAGUUUCGGCAAGCUUAGCACGUGAGAUCGAGGAGAAGGAAGUGCUACUUGGGAAAGUCCAUGAACAAGAUGCAAUUAUUUCCGCUCUCAAUGCCGAAUCUAAGAAUUUCAUCUCUGCAUUGACUGCAGCAGAAGCUCGGAUGCAAGAGAUGGAUGCGGAUCAGGCCAGAAUGGAGGACGAGUUGGCUACCAAGAAUGAAGUCGCGGAGAAGCUGAGAAGUCAGAUCCGUGAGCUGGAGAAGGAGAAGCGCGAUUUACAGAAAAGAUAUAAUGAGCAAACCCAGACCUUCGAAUCCGAACGACAAUCAUUUUACGAUAAUGAGCAGCAUCUUAAAUCUCGCAUUCAAAACCUUUCUCAGUCCCAAAGAUCGAUAAGGACAAGAAAAUCAUCUAUGACACAGUCAAUAGUUACUGAGAGGACCUCGGAUGAACUGGAUCAUGAAUCUGAUUCCCUCAGAGGCGACGAGGAGGAACAUGAGCCUCCGGAGAUAAUUGCUAUGAAGCUCGAGCUCUCGACUCUCGCCACAUCACAUGCCUCACUGCAGGGCACCUUACAAUUAAUGCAGGCGCAGUUGGCGGAUCUCCAGCGGGUGAAUAAGGAACUUCAGGAAGAGAAUGAGAGUUACAACAUGUUGUUGAUAGAAAGGACCAUCUCCGGGCAGUACGAUCUCCUUCGCAGGACCACCCAGAACACAGAGACAGACGAUGUGUCAAGUUUGCACGGCACCACGAGUACCCGAUCUAACCUUGAGGCCUUGCCAGAAGUCGAUGAGGCCAAACAUGCGCCAACUGAGCUUGAACUCGCGCUUGCGCAGCCUCGUUCGAUCUCUCCCGCUACCUCGGUGCGCACUGGAGGAAGAAAAUCUCGUCGUGUUGGGUCGAUUUCCUCUGGAGGAGAGAGGGGCGAGACGCUAGGAGAUCUGCCUAUUACUGGACCUGGCCUGGAUCUUGCUGCCGAGCUGGGUCGGGCAGAGAACAAGGAGUAUGUGGAUCAGAUUCCCGAUGGGCCGAAGGAACCAGAACCACCAUUGCAAGUUGACGCUACCGUUGUUGAAGCGCUUCGCUCCGAAGUCAAAGCCCUCAAGGAUGCUAAUAAGGCCCUGAACUUGUAUGCAUCGAAGAUUCUCGACAGGAUCAUAGCUCAAGGGGGAUUCGAACAUGUCCUGGCAGUUGAUUACGAUUCCAAGCAUGUGCCAACCGAGAAGAAGACGGCCGCUUCACCUAAAGUGGUUCAGAAAGAGACUAAGCCGAGGACGGGACCAAAUCAAGAGCCAAGUAUCGCACAAUCAGAUGUGACAGCUCAGGAUUCACCGAAAUCGCCUCCACCCCAUGCGAGGCGGGCUUCAAAGCGAGGCAUUUCAAUUGACUGGGGCCGUUUCUGGCCCAGUGGCACAGCGUCGGCCGAAACACCUGUCUUACGCGAGCCAGUUCCACCAAUUCCAGAUCCGAUUAAAGCUACACCCACCCAGACAGCGAGAAAGCUUGAUCACGAGGACGAGGACGAAGAAGACCGCAUGCUGCGAGAGCGUCUUAAGGAAGAUAUGCGGCUGCAUGGAAUUGAAAAAGAGUUUCCACCUCGUGAAGUGAAAUCUCCCUCUCCUAAUACCGCUGUGUCAUCAUCGUUCCCUAAUGUGGGCUCGCCUGAAAUAGCAAUAAGCACUCCAACAACCCCUACUCCGUCAUUCAAGACUGGUUUGCCGUUCUUCGGACCGGGGACAUCCCCCUCGUCGUCAGAAGCAGCUUCACCCUCUGCUCCCCUCGCGCCGCUAACCAGUGAGGCGCUACAACAAGCUGAAGCCCGAACAACUCUUGCGGCAUUUGAUGCAAGGGAGAGGGAGCUAGCAGAAGAAAUUGCCAAAGGUCGGUCUGGCGGAUUUACUGAGAUGACUUCGCCUCGACCAGGUUCCUCGCUGAGUCAGCGACAUCGCAGUCGAAGGAGUGGUGGGAGUGGACACAGUGCAAAAAGCGGAGCUUCUACGUUGUUCAGUGCAGGGAGAGCAAGCAUGGAAGAGAGUUUGGGAGGAUCAGUAAAAGACGAAGCCUGAGCGAGACAUACUCUCACUUCUUCACACACUAAUAAAGCAUUGUGGCAUACAUGCACUUAUUCUGUACAGUACCUCUUGCAUGCCUGAGUCAUGUUUGUACUAUACCGGCGAUUAAUAGAUCAUAU
Messenger RNA from Cantharellus anzutake, 2550 nucleotides. RefSeq lists its product as uncharacterized. The transcript is spliced from 6 exons. The record is from RefSeq and is a predicted model, not a curated record. NCBI's taxonomy places the organism in Eukaryota, Fungi, Basidiomycota, Agaricomycetes, Cantharellales, Hydnaceae. The coding region runs from base 146 to 2425 and encodes 759 amino acids.